AGUAAAAUCAGUAGUGACGAAGUAGCAGAAAGCAAAGUUUACAGUUUGAGAAGUUAUGUUAAUGGAGGAAGAAGCUUCAGCUUCACCAUCCCUACAGGGAGAAGUAGAAGACGAGUACGAUUCCAAGGAGAGUGUAUUGCAGCGAUACUUUCUUCAAGAAUGGAAGCUCGUCAAAUCCCUGCUCGACAACAUUGUUUCCGCUCGCCGUGUCUCCGAUCUCUCUGCCGUCCAAAAAAUUCGAUCCAUUUUGGAUAAAUAUCAGGAGCAAGGCCAGCUCUUAGAGCCAUAUCUUGAGAUUAUGAUUUCACCUCUGAUGGAUAUUGUCCGAUCAAGAGCGGUAGAAUUAGGGACAGCCUCCAACGAGAUCACUGAAGUGAUCCAGCCUAUAUGCAUAAUAAUAUAUUCUUUGGUUACAGUUUGUGGGUACAAGUCUAUUAUUAGGUUCUUUCCUCAUCAGGUCUCAGAUCUUGAACUUGCGGUAUCCCUUUUGGAGAAAUGUCAUGCCACAAAUUCUGAUACCUCACUAAGGCAAGAAAGUACUGGAGCAAUGGAAACAAAAUGUGUCGUACUUCUUUGGCUUUCUAUUCUUGUGUUGAUUCCUUUUGACCUAUCCUCUGUGGAUACUAGCAUGGCUAGUAGUGACUAUACUGGGAAAGAUGAGCCUCCUCCAUUGGUAUUGCGGAUUUUAGAGAUCUGUAAGAACUAUCUAGCAAAUGCAGGUCCUAUGCGUAGCAUAGCUGGAUUGCUGCUGUCAAGGCUCUUAACACGGCCAGAUAUGUCAAAGGCAUUCACCAGCUUUAUUGAUUGGGCGCAUGAAACUCUUUCAUCUGUGGAGGACAGUGUUAUAGACCACUUUCGAUUGUUAGGUGUAGUUGAAGCUUUGGCUGCCAUCUUUAAGAUCGGUAGCACAUCAGUAUUGCUGAAUGUAGUGCCACUUUUAUGGAAUGAUGCAUCUACUUUGAUCAAGGCUCGUACUGCUAUUCGGAGUUCUUUACUCCGUAAGUAUAUUAUAAAGCUAGCCCAGCGGAUUGGGUUAACAGUCUUGCCACCUCGCUCAGCAACUUGGCAUUAUGUGGGUAGAAACAAGGUUCUUGGAGAAAACAUAUCCUUAAAUGAGACAAGAAAUUUUGAGCAACUAAAUAAUCCCGUGGACACAAACUCCUGUGAUACAUCACAAGAAAUGAGCUGCCUUGAAGAAGAAGAUUUGGAUGUUCCAGAUGUCUUAGAAGAUAUUAUUGAACUUUUGCUGUCAGGAUUGAGAGAUACGGACACUGUUGUGCGAUGGUCUGCUGCAAAAGGUAUUGGCCGUGUUGCUUCACGUUUAACUUACUCUCUUGCAGACGAGAUCCUCUCAUCCGUACUGGAACUCUUUUCUCCUAGUGAGGGAGAUGGUUCAUGGCACGGUGGGUGCUUGGCCCUAGGAGAACUUGCACGCAGAGGACUACUCUUACCAAUCAGCUUUCCCAAAGUUGUUCCAGUGAUCAUAAAGGCUUUACAUUAUGAUAUUCGAAGAGGACCUCAUAGUGUCGGAUCCCAUGUACGUGAUGCUGCUGCCUAUGUUUGUUGGGCUUUCGGCCGUGCAUAUAACCACCGAGACAUGAAGAAUGUGCUGGAACAGGUUGCCCCGCAUCUUCUAACAGUGGCGUGCUAUGACCGUGAGGUUAAUUGCAGAAGAGCAGCAGCUGCUGCUUUCCAGGAAAAUGUGGGGCGACAAGGGAAUUUCUCCCAUGGCAUUGAUAUAGUGAAUACUGCCGAUUAUUUUGCACUGUCAUCUCGAGCGAACUCAUAUCUAUCUGUUGCUGUUUUCAUUGCUCAAUAUGAUGGCUACCUUCGUCCGUUUGUGGAUGAACUGUUGCACAAUAAGAUAUGUCAUUGGGAAAAGGGUUUGAGAGAACUUGCUUCCACUGCCCUUUCGUUGCUUGUAAAGUUUGAGCCUGAAUAUUUUGCAAAUGUAAUUUUGGAUAAAUUAGUUCCUUGCACUUUAUCAUCUGACUUGUGCAUGCGGCACGGUGCAACCUUGGCCACUGGGGAGGUAGUGUUGGCUCUUCAUAAGCAAAGUUAUGCCCUUCCCACAGAUAAGCAGAAAACAGUAGCUGGUAUUGUUCCUGCAAUUGAGAAAGCACGACUUUAUCGUGGUAAAGGAGGAGAAAUCAUGCGUUCUGCUGUUUCUCGUUUCAUUCAGUGCAUCUCCAUAGCUAAAAUAUCUCUAACUGAAAAGAUUAAACGAAGUUUGCUUGAUACCCUAAAUGAGAAUUUGAAGCAUCCAAGUUCUAACAUACAGAAUGUUGCUGUUGAAGCCCUCAAGCACUACAUUCCCACUUACUUUGUAAUGAUGGAGAACAAGGGAGUCAAUGAUAUCAUGUCAAGAUAUCUUGAACAGUUAAGUGACCCUAAUGUGGCUGCAAGACGAGGAUCAGCUCUGGCACUUGGUGUUCUACCUCUUGAGCUUCUGUCUAGAGGGUGGAAAUCUGCAAUAACAAAGCUCUGCCGUUCAUGUAAAAUUGAGGAUAAUCCGGAUGAUAGGGAUGCUGAAGCACGGGUCAAUGCUGUCAGAGGACUUGUAUCUGUUUGCGAAACUUUAUCUGAGGCUGGAGAAGCAUCUGAUUUUCUUUCUGGAGAAGAUGGGAUCGCCUUGUUUCCCCUUAUUAAGAAUGAAGUGAUGAGCAGUCUUUUUAUAGCUCUUGAAGAUUAUUCCACUGACAACAGGGGCGAUAUAGGUUCUUGGGUUCGUGAGGCAGCAAUGGAUGGCCUUGAGAGAUGUACAUAUAUUCUGUGCAAGAGAGAUUCUCUAAAUAAAGAGAUAUCAUCUUCUUUACAACUUGAAAAAGGUGAUAACUCGGGUGAUGAUCACUUCAGCUCAUAUUUUGAGGCUAGUUUGGCCAAAAAUUUAGUUGGAGGCAUUGUAAAACAAGCUGUGGAGAAGAUGGAUAAACUGCGGGAGUUAGCAGCAAGGAUUCUCCAAAGACUCCUCCAUAAUAAAACCAUUUUUGUGCCACAUAUACCACACAGGGAAAUUCUUGAGCAUAUAGUUCCAAAUGAGGCUGAGCUCCUGUGGGGGGUUCCAACAUUUUCAUAUCCUCGUUUUGUUCAACUCCUUAAAGUUAGUUGCUAUAGCAUAUAUGUAGUGUCUGGGUUGGUUAUCUCCAUUGGUGGUCUACAAGAGUCUUUGAGAAAGGCAUCGCUCAGUGCGUUGCUAGAUUAUCUUCAGAAUAAAAUAACUGAAGGCCACAAUAAAUCUAAAGAACCCAGUUUGUCAUUGGACAUUCUAUGGAUCCUUCAGAGAUAUCGAAGGUGUGAUAGAGUCAUUGUACCCACUUUGAAGACUAUUGAGAUUCUCUUCAGUCGGAAGUUGUUGUUGAACAUGGAGGAUGAGACUCCAGUAUUUUGUGCGGGCGUUCUGGAUUCUCUCACUGUAGAGUUGAGAGGAACAAAGGACUUCUCUAAGUUAAAUGCAGGAAUUGCAAUACUAGGAUAUAUUGCUUCAAUUUCAGAUCCUAUCAGCAUUAAGGCAUUCUCUCAUCUACUGACUUUCCUUGCCCACCGUUAUCCAAAGAUCCGAAAAUAUGCUGCUGAACAAGUAUACCUCGUUCUUCUGGAAAAUGAGAAUCUAAUUUCAGCAGACAAACUAAACGAAGCGACUGAAAUCAUUACUGAAACUUGCUGGGAAGGUGAUGUAGAAGAAGCAAAGAAGAGAAGGCUGCUGCUGUACGAGAUAGCCAAUGUUGAAACUGCAGCAACAGUAAAUGCUACUACUAAGAAAGAAUCUGGAAAGGCUGUCGAUCAAAAUCAGGCUUCUGCUGAUGAGGAUGCGUCCUACUCUUCAUUGGUGGGAUCAGCUGGAUAUUAGGACCAGAAAUAGGUUGUUUCACAUAUUUGAUCAACUGGUUGUCUGAAGCAAGCUAACUGCAAAAAUGCAAGUUUGUUCAAGGUUAAUUCAGGUAAACCCCUUCUUUCAUCAUCUUGUGCUGUAUCAACAAAUCCAUGCCAACAUAUGAGCUAUGUAUUUACAAAUUUUGUUUGCCUUUUUAUUGAUUCUGAAAAUGACUAUUCCAAGUAUUGUUUUUUUACCAA
Molecule: messenger RNA, 4071 nt
Organism: Salvia hispanica
Lineage: Eukaryota; Viridiplantae; Streptophyta; Magnoliopsida; Lamiales; Lamiaceae
Gene: TTN1
Product: ARM repeat superfamily protein
Biological process (GO): post-chaperonin tubulin folding pathway; tubulin complex assembly; microtubule cytoskeleton organization
Molecular function (GO): GTPase activator activity; beta-tubulin binding
Source: RefSeq, a predicted model, not a curated record